GAUGCGCUCUGGGUUCGCCGCCGCCAUUUUGGGCGCUUGCAGUGAAGCGGCGGCGAUAGAGCGGCAAGAGCCGGCCGGCCUUCCUCGCCUUUCCUCCUCACUCCCUCUCCCUCUCCGCCUCUUCAGAGCCAGGUUCCAAAUUAAGAAAACACUUUAUCGCAACUGAAUGCAGCAAACUAAGUAUCAUGGAUCUGAAAUUCAAUUCCUCUCGGAAAUAUGUUUCUAUCAGCAUACCAUCAAAAUCUCAAGUUAUGUCACCACACAUCAAAUCAGUAGAUGAUGUAAUCGUCCUUGGUAUUAAUCUCAGCAAAUUUAACAAGGCUACUCAGUUUUUUAUCUGUGUGUCUGGAGUCUUCCUGUUUUAUCUUAUUUAUGGCUACCUGCAAGAACUCAUAUUUUCAGUAGAAGGCUUUAAACCCUUUGGCUGGUAUCUUACAUUAGUGCAAUUUGGAUUUUAUUCCGUUUUUGGACUCAUAGAACUACAACUUAUUCAGGAUAAAAGGAGACGGAUUCCAGGCAAAACCUACAUGAUAAUAGCUUUUCUAACAGUGGGGACAAUGGGUUUAUCAAAUACCUCCUUAGGAUAUCUGAAUUAUCCUACACAAGUAAUCUUCAAGUGCUGUAAACUGAUCCCAGUUAUGAUAGGUGGAGUCUUUAUACAAGGAAAACGUUAUAAUAUCGCAGAUGUUUCUGCUGCAAUGUGUAUGAGCUUGGGUUUAAUAUGGUUUACUUUAGCUGAUAGCACAAUUGCACCAAAUUUCAACUUUACAGGUGUGGUACUUAUAUCCCUUGCCCUCUGUGCAGAUGCAGUCAUAGGAAAUGUACAAGAAAAAGCUAUGAAGUUGCACAAUGGCUCAAAUUCCGAAAUGGUUUUGUAUUCCUAUUCAAUAGGUUUCCUGUACAUUUUAUUGGGACUGACAUGCACUAAUGGCUUAACCCCUGCAGUAACAUUUUGUUCAAAGCAUCCAGUGCAAACAUAUGGCUAUGCAUUCCUGUUUUCCUUGACUGGCUAUUUUGGAAUCUCUUUUGUCCUGGCUUUGAUCAAAAUCUUUGGGGCUCUUUUGGCUGUAACAGUAACAACAGGAAGAAAAGCGAUGACAAUUGUGCUUUCAUUUUUGUUUUUUUCAAAGCCAUUCACAUUCCAGUAUGUUUGGUCAGGUUUAUUAGUUGUCCUUGGUAUAUUUCUCAAUGUUUACAGCAAAAAUAUGGACAAAAUCAAACUGCCUUCACUACGCAGUCUCUGGAAUAAAUCUAUUGAAGAGAGAAAGACAAGGACGUUGUCCCAAACUGUGUAAAGAAUGGCUGGUGCCAUAUAUUACACUGAACUUUUCAUUUUUUGUUAUUCCAUUGUAAUAGUUUUCAGCUGAUUCACUUUCCAAAGGGAAUAAUACUGAAACCAAAGGCAUUGAAGGCAUUCAAUCUGCUUGUGGAUGGUGGACGUCAGCACUUCUCUUAUAGUUCCUCCUUGGAGCAUAUGGAUCUUAUCCUACAAUCCUAGGAUGCUACUUAACAGUGGGUUCUGAAGGAUGUCUAUUUGUGGAAGAGCCUCAUUCUAAGUGGGCCAUUUGUGAAAGAGCGUGUGUGGGCAUUUUAAUUGAAUCAAAGAUGUUGCUCUUGCUGCUGAUAUCAAUGGAUCUUUGUGUUUUAUGGUCAGGGUCAAUUUAUUUAAAUGUAAUGUUGUAUUGAAACUUAAUAGAAACUAAUAAGAACGUGAUUCAUAAAACAAAAUGGUUGGGAUCAUUAAUGCCAUAAUUAUAUUCUUUUUAAAUAAAAAAUAUAUCUGUUUUUUUAAAAGUUUUGUUCACAUUGUUUUUGUACUGAAAGAUUUCUUCUGGGGAAAAAGAAACCGAAUUCUCUUUAGAAUUAAGGACUUUGAGACCAGUUGAAAAGGACCAGUCCUGAAGAUGCAUAUUUCUUUUUCACUCAUCUUUCCUGAUUCUUAAGGCAUUGCCCCUCACAAUUAGUUAUAAAUUGGAUACAGAAGGGCUAAACAUGCCAAGCAAUUCACAAGAUGACCAAAUAAAUAAUUCCUUGCUAUCUUUCCACAUUUUAACAAAAUAAGAAAGAGAAACUUGGAAAAAUAGUUAGGCAGUGGAAGAUGAAUUGUUUUACACUGUUUGUUGCAUAUGGUAAUUAUCUUGGAAAUUAGCUCUUUUAAUAGAGCUCUCUGUACUGUACACUUUUUUAAAAAAAUCGGUUCUGUGCCAUAAAAAGCUGGAUUCUACAAGCUGAAUAAAUUAUACACCUAUUCAUA
Molecule: messenger RNA, 2254 nt
Organism: Anolis sagrei ordinatus
Lineage: Eukaryota; Metazoa; Chordata; Lepidosauria; Squamata; Anolidae
Gene: SLC35B3
Product: solute carrier family 35 member B3
Biological process (GO): transmembrane transport
Cellular component (GO): Golgi membrane; endoplasmic reticulum membrane
Molecular function (GO): 3'-phosphoadenosine 5'-phosphosulfate transmembrane transporter activity
Source: RefSeq, a predicted model, not a curated record